This is a messenger RNA of Pseudophryne corroboree (corroboree frog), 555 nucleotides long. RefSeq names its product ribosomal protein S25 (gene RPS25). Bases 107 to 484 code for a protein of 125 amino acids. Lineage: Eukaryota; Metazoa; Chordata; Amphibia; Anura; Myobatrachidae. Gene Ontology annotation, molecular function: structural constituent of ribosome. The transcript is spliced from 5 exons. Gene Ontology annotation, cellular component: cytosolic small ribosomal subunit. The record is from RefSeq and is a predicted model, not a curated record.
GGGCUGUAGUCCUGUCAAGCGGAAGAUCCCGCCCCCAACGGGGUUUCCUAGGCUGCUGGCACGGGGUCUCUUCCUUUCUGUCCGACAUCUUUGAAGGAGCAGCAGCAUGCCGCCUAAAGACGAUAAGAAGAAGAAAGAUGCGGGCAAGUCCGCCAAGAAGGACAAAGACCCCGUCAACAAGUCUGGGGGCAAGGCCAAAAAGAAGAAGUGGUCCAAGGGGAAAGUGAGGGACAAGCUGAACAAUCUAGUGCUGUUUGACAAGGCCACAUACGACAAGCUGUGCAAAGAAGUCCCCAACUACAAGCUCAUCACUCCCGCUGUGGUGUCUGAGAGGCUAAAGAUCAGGGGGUCACUGGCCAGAGCUGCCCUCCAGGAGCUACUAAACAAAGGCCUAAUUAAGCUGGUAUCCAAACACAGAGCCCAGGUUAUCUACACUAGAAAUACCAAGGGAGGUGACGCACCACCAGGAACUGAGGAAGCAUAAGCAGGACCUGGAUCGGGAGCAGACAGAUUUUCUAUGUAAAUGACGUAAUGGAAAUAAACCGUUCUGAUCUA